UAUGAGCCUUUGCGCUCGCCGUAGUCAGGUGAUCUGAACCGGACCUGCAGCCGGCAUAGAAACCGAAAGAUAGCGUUUUGGAAGUCUCUGGUUGCCGGACGCCGCGAUGGCUCCGGACCCCUGGUUAUCAAUAUAUGAUUCUACUUGCCAUACCGCCCAAGAGGUUGCUGAAAAAAUUCAAGAGCGCAACAGGUAUCAGAGGAAUGGUGAAAGUACAACUAAGCUCAAUGUUGCCAUCAGGUCACUAUUGCAAAAUCUCAAAGAAAAGACUGAUCGUCUGAAGGACCUGUUGCUUCACUCUGUAUCAACACGCCAAAUAACACAACUUGAAGGGGACAGACGGCAGAACUUGGUGGAUAACCUUCUCACGCGACACAGACAGCUUCAGGCAUCUUUCAAAAAUGAAGGCUCAGAACCAGAUGUGAUCAGGUCUAGCCUAAUGGCAAGAGGGAUUGGACAAGGAGUAACAAACCCAUGGCUUGUGGAGGAGCCUGAGGAAACGAGAGGGCUUGGCUUUAAUGAUAUCCAGCAGCAGCAACAGAGACUUAUAGAAGAGCAAGAUGCUGGUCUCGACGCCCUCUCUUCAAUCUUAUCCCGGCAAAAACAGAUGGGACAGGAAAUUGGGAAUGAGUUAGAGGAACAGAAUGAAAUCAUCGAUGAUCUUGCCAAUUUGGUAGAAAAUACUGAUGACAAGCUGCGAAGCCAAACCAGGCGUGUGAUGACGGUGGACAAAAAGUCAACUUCUUGUGGGAUGAUGGUGGUGAUCGUAUUGCUGCUGAUUGCGAUUGUCGUCGUUGCCGUGUGGCCCACGAAGUAAUCAGUGGAGAUGUCAUUUUGCAGCCACAGGUUAAGAGCAAUCGAAGGCAAGGAGAAUCUAUGUCAUUGCUGGCACAUUUUGUGGACUCUGUUGCAUCCAUUUAUGGACUCUGUUGCAUCCAAAAGAAGUAGGAUUUCAUCUUGCAAAAAACCUCUGUCCAGUAGGACCUUGUAUUUUCAAGAAUGUAGCUGGAACGAGACAGAUCACCUGUUCAACAGGAUAAAUGCAAAUAAUUCCAAAGACGUUGUCUCUGACUAACUCUCUUUGCUUUUGACCAUGCAAGGUGGAAUCUAUUGUUAACCUCUAGAGUGCCUGGUUAAAAUAUUGUUGUUUUCUUCCUGACAUGGCUCCUUGGAGCUAAAUUUAUUCCUCUUUCUGGAUGUCUUGCCAAUGGACCUUGGAGUGAUUCAGGGCAAACCACAGCUCUGCUUCAAGGACAGAACUGCACACUGGCAUUUGCUGGCAUCUUUCAAAUGCAGAGAAAUCUCAGAUAACCUUUGACUUGAGACAGGGAACAAUUACUACUGUUAAUCUAUACAGACAGAAGCAAAUAGAUAUUGGCUGGGAAAAGGAGAUGUUUUUGCCCCACAAUGCAGCAGUUGUCAUGCAUGAUAUGCUGUGUGGUGUAUCUCCUAAGUAUACUCACAGCAAGGAAUAUACAUGAUUACUAUACACAUACCUAAAGUUCCAAAAUCUGUCUUUUCUAUAUGUUCUGAAAAUAGAUGAGAAAGAUGAGCAAUACAGAAGAAAUAACUAAUGUUCAUUUAUCUCCAGAAAUUGUUAUUUUGCUUCAUACAUGCCAACUUAAUUGAUAGCAUAAUAACAAGACUGAAUAAAAGUCACUUCAUUUCUACAUUA
Messenger RNA from Elgaria multicarinata webbii, 1675 nucleotides. RefSeq names its product syntaxin 8 (gene STX8). Gene Ontology annotation, molecular function: SNARE binding; SNAP receptor activity. Gene Ontology annotation, biological process: intracellular protein transport; vesicle fusion. The record is from RefSeq and is a predicted model, not a curated record. The coding region runs from base 107 to 817 and encodes 236 amino acids. Gene Ontology annotation, cellular component: endomembrane system; SNARE complex; membrane. The transcript has 8 exons. Lineage: Eukaryota; Metazoa; Chordata; Lepidosauria; Squamata; Anguidae.